AUCUAUGCUCACAGCAGCACCACUUUUUUUUAGUCUUCUUGGUCCUCUGCUGAAGACGUCGUCACUCUUGUUUGGGAUCACCGGAGGAGCCUUUGGAGGACUAGCACACGGGGAGUACUUUAGGGUUGAGAAAGAGCACGAUGAACAAGACUACAAAGAUCAUUCCACGAUCACCAGUACCAUUAUGAUGGAUCAAUGCUGGGUAUGAGUACAAGGUAAAUAGUAACAAGUACUGUAGUGAUCUUCUACUAGUAACGUACUAGGCACUGCAGUGAUCUUCGAAUAUAGAAGUUCACGUUGGUACUAACGUUCGUUCACCUCGAAGGUCGAGUGAGGAAUCCACUUAGUAUUCAUGUUCGUUGGCAAUUACGCAUCGUCCCAGCGGUAGGCUAGUAUUAAGGGUAAGACUUGAUCGACGUGACUAAGACCCUGACAGCUCCGAGGGGAAGUUCUGGGCUAACUUAUAUUCAGACUCAUACUCGAACUAGGUUCCUACUGUUGUAACAAGAGGCUCAUGGCAGGCACUCCUGCAAUUUGGUGAAUGGGUUGCAUUCUCUUUGUGCUCUAAUUGACUCACAAACACGACUACCCUGACGAGUACCACUGCCACGAGUACAACUGUCACAAUCACAUCUCGCGGCCACAUCGCUGGCAGUAUUUCUGACGAUGAAGAUGGUGGAGAAUUACGCAUGAGGUUGCGAUUAAACUCCGAAGACGUCUCAAAACUGUCAGGCGAUAUUGGCCUACAGAUGAUUCUGGCAAUGCAAAAAAGCCUGAACAUUUAUGCGGCCGAUAUGAAGAAAGCAGCAACCGAGACGGCUGAGGCAAGCGAGACGCCUGAGGCAGGAGAUGCUACAGAAGCUUCUGCAGAUGACGCAUCAUCUUCAGUCACGAGUGAAGUUGGCAAUACAGACGUGAGUACUAGUACAGGAGGUGAGCCGGCAAAAGUAGUAGAAGUUGCGUCAGACGGCAGUAUGUUCUUCGUCUAUGACGGUGCACAAGUGUCAAAAAUAGUCUACGGCAAUCCCGAAGCUGCGCCAGGAAUAUUCUCCUCGUCGUCCUCGGUGGAAGUGGGCGAUGGCAAAAAGUUACUUGGGGAAGUAGAUGAUCAUAGGAGGCAAAAAGUUACUUACACGAAUGAUGAUGACCAGGCUUUCUUGAUAGAGGCCAGUAGUACGACCACAGGAAGCAGAUCUACUACACCCAGAAGACUCGUCCACUACGACCUUGUUCUAGAAGACGAGAACACCAUAGAAGAAAGAAACCAGCAUAGAAUGUUCAAAGAAGAAAGAAACCAUGGAGUCAUGAGAAGAAGUGGUCUAGACGAGACCACCAUAGAAGCAAGAAGUGGAAGAAGAGUUUCUCCAAAAUUGCACCGCCAUCACCUGCUAGAGCACGAGAGGAGGAGUGCGAGAGGCCUAGUGACCUUCGACGGGAUGGAGGAAUUUUCAGUAGUGCUCACGGCUCCCGGUGGAAAAGGUGCAGAAGAAAGGCUUGCGGUGAACGACAUCGUUCAAGAACCAAAGAUCUUUGAGUUAUGUGUAGUUCAGUUGUGUGUGUAGUGUAGUUCUUCGUCAUAUUUUAAUAAUCUGAAAUUUCUAAAUCUGAGUUAGACGGAGUUCGCGUGUAAUCAAGACAUCAUUUUUAAAUGACUACUAUCAUGAUACUCUGCUCUCUAGACAUCUUUAUGUCACACUCAAAAGAUCAACAUCAUGCUUCUAAGUCGCUACCUAAACAGGGAGCUUUACGAUGUCGCGUUUGAAAAGGGGGACAUUGAUCCGGAGACGGAAGCGAUGCAGAUUGAUGCAACUGGAGUCCCUACUGUUGACGAAAUAGAAAAGGAUACCAUUCCUGAUACUGGAGUUGGAUUCAUUGUCCCACUCGACGGAGCUGAAGCAGAUGGUGAAGGUUCUAGUGGAAGCGACAGCAGUGGUAUAGCAGCUAAGGAGGACAACAGUGAGGCGGCAGAUGCAAGCGAAGCAACGAACACUAAGAAGGACAAAAGCGAAGCAACGAACACUAAGAAGGACAAAAGCGAAGCAACGGACGCUGAGGAGGACAAAAGCGAAGCAACGGACGCUACAACAACUGAAGCACCAGAUGCGAAAGUAGGUGGAGAUCAAGAGGCUACACCGCAAGCAGCAGAGGCAGAGAAAAAUUCUACCAACAAAAGUGAUAUUUCGGUUUCGGUUAGUACAACCAACAAGAGUGAAGCAAAUUCGACUAACACCACAAGUGAGAAGAACUCUACUUCAGCAUUGUCGCUGCCACAAGAUAAUGGUGAUCUACGAUCUGCGACUUCAUUUCUGGAGAUGCAAGAUGGUCAUAGUAAGAAAACCACCAGACGAGCAGGAGCAAGCACCACCUCUUCUGCAAGUGAGAAAACCACCAGACGAACUACGAUACAUCCAGCAAGAACUCCGCAACUGCUUGACCAGAGAAGAGCUAGAGCCGGAACAGGAACAUCGUCAAGAAUAGCAGUAUUAAGGGUUUCCGAAUUACAUUCCCCACUACCAUCCUUGGCCCGUUUCCUAGUAGAGACGAGGCCAGGAAUUUGUUCUGAAGAGUGUAAUUCAGGCCAGGAAUUUGUUCUGAAGAGUGUAGAAAUUUUUCCGUAACCUCUAACAGUAGCAAAGUACAUGGACUUGACUCCGCGGACUCGCGUCUACAUCGGAGAAAAGGACUUCGAUUCUGCUCUCGGACUCGUAGCAGGUGCGCUGCGACAGCCACCUGCGGAAGAAAAGAAACAACUGCGCUAUAUUUAAGGGUAGAAGGCUAGAUGUGGUCUUGUUCGUCUGGGAAGUCUUAGGCAGACUGCCGAGUAGAUUCGCGUCAUCAAAGGCGUUCUUGUUAGCGUUCGUUUUGCCUUCCUGAAGGGGAAAGGCAUAACGAACGGGGUACCCUGUUAUCGCGUUCGUUUUGCCUCUGGCCCUGAAUUGCUACCAGGAUUAGUCUCUAUGGGCACUAUGGACAGUGUCAUCAGGGGCACAUACAUGACAUCCUGAAGGGGGAAAGGCAUAACGAACGGAGUAAACGAACACCAAAAACUUACCUCCAAUAUAUGACAGCCACAGAAGUCGCUGAGUUCCAAAAGUUGGCCACAUUACGUCGUCAAGAAGUCUCCGACUGGCUAGACUCCGAGCGAAACUCGGUCUUUUUCUUAGUCACUUUGGUCUUGUUAGGCGUUGGAGUCGUGAUUUUUGCACAGACUGUCCAAGCUAUUCGAGUGUUGAGGCCUUGCAAGGUCGUGGAGGGGGAGGACGAGGAACACUACGAAGUAGAGGAAGGAACGACCACUGGAGGAGGAGCAGGACGAAAGCGUAAUGCUGUAUAUGAGCGUGAAGCUGGAUCUGGAGGAAACCAGGUUGCUAAGCGAAAACAGGAGGCUCCACCCGCGGAUGACACGAGUUCUGAAGAGGCAGCCGAAGACGAUUCAGACGAGUAAUGGAAGGCUUUUCCCUUCGGAUGUGAAUGCAGUUCAUCCCACUCGGUUAAGUACUUUUAACACACAGGCUUCCAAAGGCGAAGGUGAUCUGACACACAUCAAUCUACUCUUUUUCAAAAAUCGACGAAGUUCGGAAGAAUCUGACACACAAUUUACCUAUGAGUUUAUAACUACUUGAAGGUCCUGACCUUGACUUACCGAAAUUAGAAAUGACAUAUCGAAAUUAAAAUUGGUUUUUUUACUCAGAUACUUACUGGCAGACGGCGUUGACUAGUUUUUAUCACAUGGUAUCCCUGACUCACUCACUGAACAAAGUGAUCCAUUGAUGGGGGUGUAUAUCAUCAAGGUCAGAAUUUUGUGCGAGUAAAAAUCCUUGUAAAAUCUCAUGACACAAUCGGUGAAGUGCUCACAUCAAUCCGUGUACAAUUUCAAGCUUUCGUGGUGGUUGGAGCGCCAGCCAGCUCAGUGAAAAACUUGACUUUGGAAAACGGCUUCGAACUGUAGUCGUCAGCGUAUCUGCAAUUUGACGGUGAUCAAGUGGGUCAGAGGACCUUCUACUUCGAAAAUAUGUGUGGGCACUGCCAGCUCCAC
Messenger RNA from Amoebophrya sp. A25, 4036 nucleotides. Lineage: Eukaryota; Dinophyceae; Syndiniales; Amoebophryaceae. The record is from the annotation of a GenBank genome assembly.